Messenger RNA from Ichthyophthirius multifiliis, 2262 nucleotides. RefSeq lists its product as hypothetical. Lineage: Eukaryota; Ciliophora; Oligohymenophorea; Hymenostomatida. The record is from RefSeq and is a predicted model, not a curated record. Gene Ontology annotation, biological process: glycogen catabolic process. The transcript is spliced from 5 exons. Gene Ontology annotation, molecular function: 4-alpha-glucanotransferase activity; amylo-alpha-1,6-glucosidase activity.
AUGGGAUCGAAUGCAGUCAUUAGAGAAAGUGCUGGCAUAAGAGAUACAUUUUCUUUAUACUAACAUUUAUAAGUACUUUCAAGAACUGAAGAAACAAAUCCGGCUUCAUUAGAUUUUCUUUAUGAAACAGACUUAUAAACUAAUGAAAAAAAAUAAGUUCUUGUUUCUAGAUCUUUAAAAUCUAUUAUUUAUGAUUAAUCUCAUUAUAAUGAACCUAUUUUAUCCUAAAUUUCAAUUCCUUAAUCUCUUUCUUUAAUUGCUUUAAAUUCUUUUAGUCAUAUAAUUUAAGGAACAACAAGAGGAUAUGAUGAUUUGUUUCCUUAAAAAGUAAAAAUAGUAAAAGAACGAAGACUUUAUUUACCAAAACCUGAAAUAAAGUGUGAAGAAAUUUAAUAUUCAGAAAUCGAAGUUGGCUUUAUUGUAAAGUAUUCUUGUUAAUUUUACGAAGGUUUCGUUAUGGGAAGUUGGGACAAUUGGUAAAAGGGAAUCCCCUUACAACAUAUAGGUUCUGAUGAAUAUAACAGCAUUUUCUCAAUAGUCGCCUUAAAUGAUCUUGAGUAUUUGAAAGGCUUAGAAUGUCUUGCUCUAGAAGAAGAUAAUAUUUAUAAAUAUGCAGAAGUUAGACUUACAGAUGAUAAAAAAAAAUCCGUUUUGCACUUUUAUAAUGCUCCUUAAUCUCUUUGUGUCAUAUUGAAGUGUUCUCUUAGAGAAGAACAACAAUAGGCUAUCAAAUAAUUAAAUACUUUGUAUGAGAAUAUGUGUGAAAAUUAAACUUGUGUACAAAAUUUAAAAAGCUUAAAAGCUCAAGACAUAAACUUUUUGCUAUACUCUAUUGAAUAAGAAGAAAAAAUGGUUACAGGAGAAUCCUUAUAUCAAAUUCCAGGCUAAGGAAGCCUUUUCUUUGCUGGAUUCGGAGGAAUUCUUCCUUAAGGUUCUUUCUUAAUUCCUAAAUUAUAUGAUGAUGCUAAAGCAUUAAUUUUGACUUUUGCCUAAACUAUAAAACAUGGAUUGAUAGCAAACUAACUAGAUUCUAUUGAAAAUUUACGUUAUAACUCAAGAGAUGCUUGCUGGUGGUUUAUAAAAGCGAUCAGUGAUUAUAUUUUGUUUACUAAAGACUACUCUAUUUUAAAGGAAAAAGUUUAUAUACUAUUCUUAUCUGAUGAUAUCCUUGAAGACAGGAAAUUUAAACAAUAAAAGUAAUAAAAAAUACUUCCUUUAUAAGAUAUAAUCCAUUAAAUAUUCUAAAAGCAUGCAAAAGGCAUCAAAUUUAGAGAAUGGAGAGCUGGAUUCGAACUUGAUUCUGCACUGCUUACUGAAGGCUUUAACAUUGAACUUAAACUUUGUGAAACUACUGGUUUUAUUAUUGGGGGUAAUAAUAAAAAUGCUCUUACUUGGAUGAAUAAAAUUGGAUCGUCUUAAAAAGCUGGAAAUAAAGGUUUUCCUGCUUGUUGUAGAGAUGGGGCUCCUAUAGAAUGUACUGCAUUAUUAAAAAGAGCUUUAAAAUUUGCAAUAAAUUGCAAAUAUUACCCUUAUACAGAAGUAGAAACACAUUCAGGAAGAAAGCUAAGCUUCAAAUAAUGGAGCUAAUUAAUAAAGGCUAAUUUCGAAAAGCAUUAUUGGAUACCAAUAAAUCCUAACCUUAAUGCAGAUGAUAGCAGCUAAUGUACUAAAUUUAUUACAAAAAGAAGUAUUUACAAAGAUACAUGCUUUUCUAAAAUUCCAAGGUAAGAAUAUUUAUUAAGACCAAAUGGAUGUAUUUCUAUUUGUUUAGCUCCAGAACUUUUCGUUAAAUAAAAUGCUUUGCUCUAUUUAGCGAAUGUGGAAGCUUAUUUAAUGGGAAAAAAUAGUAUUGGAUUAUAAACUUUAGAUAAGGAUGCUCCUGAAUAUGUUCCAGAUUUCGAUUUGGAUGAUAAUAGUAAUUAACCAAAAACUUCUUAGGGAUUUAGCUAGCAUAAUGGACCAGUUUUUUUUUUUUUUAUAUCUAAAAUUGUAAUCAAAAAUUAAAAAUAGGAAUAUGUUUGGCUUUUUGGUUAUUUUUUAAAAAGUUUAAUUAAGCUUUAUAAGAAAUAAUAUAUAAAAAAUGAAAAAAUAAUGAGCUAUCUUGCAUAUCAUAAAGAAAUGUUGAAAUAAAGCUCAAUAUUAUCACUGCCUGAAGUUACUAAAUAAAAUGGAGAAUUCUGUGCUUCUUCUUGCUAAAGUUACUCUUAAUCAAUUGCCCUUUUAAUCGAAAUUUCCUACGAUUGUAUUACUGUUAAAAAAUGA